Blepharisma stoltei is the source of this 753-nucleotide messenger RNA. NCBI's taxonomy places the organism in Eukaryota, Ciliophora, Heterotrichea, Heterotrichida, Blepharismidae. The record is from the annotation of a GenBank genome assembly.
AUGGAGGAUUUAACCUAUAAAGCCAAACUCGCUGAACAAGCAGAAAGGUACGACGACAUGAUCAACGUUAUGAAAAACGUGAUAAGGCAAGCCACCGAACUCAACGUAGAUCAGCGUAACUUGCUUAGUGUUGGCUACAAAAACGUGGUAGGAGUCCGAAGAACAGCUUGGCGCACAAUUUCAGCCCUUGAAGAAAAAGAAGAAUCUCGCGGAAACGCUAAAAGAGUGGAAUUAGCCCGUGCAUACCGUCUGAAAAUCGAAGAAGAACUCAAUAGAACUUGUCAAGAAAUUCUAGAUCUGAUCACUGAGGUCCUCAGCAAGAAACAAAACACAAAUGAAGGCAGAGUCUUUUUCUUGAAGAUGCAAGGAGAUUACUACAGGUACAUGGCAGAGUACCAGACUGCUGGAGGAAAUAAGGCUAAGUACGGGACCACUGCUGCGGAUAAUGCUCACCGUGUUUAUCAAGAAGCAAUGGAUCUUGCAAGUGCUGAACUUCCCCCAACCCAUCCUAUUAGGUUAGGACUUGCACUGAAUUACUCAGUUUUCCACUAUGAAGUCAAGGAAAACCCUACUGAUGCCUGCAACAUGGCGAGAACUGCCUUUGACCAAGCCAUUGCAGAGCUUGAUAACUUAGACGAAGACCAAUACAAGGACAGCACCACCAUUAUGCAGCUUAUUAGAGACAAUCUGACACUUUGGACAUCAGAAAUGAAUGAAGAGCCUAAAGACGGCACAAAUGUCGAAGAUCUUUAG